AUGGCUUCCUCCAUGAUGGCCUCCACCACCGCCGUGGCUCGUGCCAGCCCCGUCCAGUCCAACAUGGUGGCGCCCUUCUCUGGCCUCUGCUCCACAUUCCGGAUCACCCGCAAGACUAAUGCCGACCUGUCGACCCUCCCCAGCAACGGGGGAAAGGUCCGCUGUAUGCAAGUGUGGCCGCCGGAGGGGAAGAAGAAGUUCGAGACCCUCUCCUACCUCCCAGAUCUCAGCACUGAGGCCCUCGUCAAGGAGAUCGAGUACCUCCUCCAAAACAACUGGGUUCCUUGCCUCGAGUUCUCGAAGGUAAUCCUUCUCCCCCAUACUUAAUUGCUUCUCUGUCUCUCUCUCCGUCAAUCUACCUAUCUCUAGGUGUUUCUCUCUGCGCAGUGACUCCUCUGAUCUCUCUCUCCCUGUCUCUGUCUGUCUCCCUCUCUCUCUCGCUCUCUGUGUCUGUCUCUCUGUCUCUCACUCACUCUAUCUCAAUCUCUGAUCGGGGGAGCAGGAAGGAUUUGUCUACCGCGAGAACCACAGCUCGCCAGGGUACUACGACGGGCGGUACUGGACCAUGUGGAAGCUGCCCAUGUUCGGUUGCACCGACGCCACACAGGUUAUCGCUGAGCUUGAGGAGGCCAAGAAGGCCUACCCGAAUUACUUCGUGAGGAUCAUCGGCUUCGACAACAAGCGCCAGGUUCAGUGCGUCAGCUUCAUCGCCUACAAGCCCCCGGGCAACUAA
Molecule: messenger RNA, 733 nt
Organism: Spirodela intermedia
Lineage: Eukaryota; Viridiplantae; Streptophyta; Magnoliopsida; Alismatales; Araceae
Source: the annotation of a GenBank genome assembly